CCAAAAAAUGGCGCAGGAGACGGAAACUACUCAAUUGCACAUUCGCCUUAGUCGUCACAAUUCACAUUUUGGCAACUCCGUUUUCAGCCAUCGCCGAGAGAAAAAAUAAUAAUUUCAAAAGCGCUUCCUCCACGAUCUGGUUGCCGGAGGAGGCGAUUUUUUGAAUGAAGAGUUCACCUGAAUUUUCUCGAAAUGGCUGAAUCGACGACAAUUCAGAGGAGCUCGCCUGAAGGUGAUGAUCAUGAACUGAAGGAGGAGAAUAUUGAGAAGAAAAAGGAUUUUACUGCAAAUCCUGAGUUCUUCAGUUGUAUGCUUCAGCCAGCGCCUGCCGAUUCAGAUCCAAAUUACAUUGGAAUUCGCCGGUUCCUCCUUCAUCGCAAAGCUGAAUCCGGUGUGCUUCGUCGCAAGGACUGGAGAUGCAAUGGAAAAGGAUACGUAGCUUAUCGUAAUUAUAUUAGUAGGCCAAGGAAUUGGGAGACGUUGCAAAUACCAAGCCGACCAAGUACCCCAGGGAACAGUGGGCGAUGGAUGCCUUCAGCAAGUCCAGUUUCCCAGUUACUCGAGUCAGAUAGCUGGAAUUCCUUAAAGGAUUUACGAAGUCCCAGUCAAGCAAGUCAAGCAUUGAGUCGGACUACUAGUUUCAGUUCUAAUGCGAGUGACACUGAUGAUCGGCCACGUAGAAGGUCGGAACCUGCAUAUUCCUUUGUGGGGAUGCAUUGCAUUUUUGACCAAUGCAAGGCCAUGGUUACGGUUAUAAAGUUUGGGCAUAUGAGUUCUGAUCUACUUGCAUAUGGAGCAACCGAUGGCAGUUUGACAGUAUGCAGUGUCUCCAUGCCCCCUUCAGUCAUUAAGCAGUUAAUAGGGCAUUCAAAAGAUGUCACAGAUUUUGACUUCUCCACAAACAAUCAGUACAUUGCAUCAUCUUCAAUGGAUAAAACUGUCAGAGUAUGGGAUAUUUCUAGAGGCCUUUGCAUUAGGGUGAUUUAUGGAGUCUCUUCACAGCUUUGUAUUCGAUUUCAUCCUGUGAACAACAACUUUCUUUCUGCUGGCAAUGCAAAAAAAGAAAUAAAUGUGUUCAAUUUUAGCACGGGGAGAACGAUCAGUACAACUGUGGUCGAUGGCGAAGUCACUGCCAUGGACCAUGACCACACUGGUCAGUUUAUUUUCUGCGGUGAUAGUCAGGGAUGUAUUUACACAGUUAGUAUGAACUCCCAUACAGGUGCACUAUCUCGAACUCAUCGGAAUAGAAGUAGCAGUAAGCAUAGAUCUGCUGUUACAACUGUUGAGUACAGGACAUUUUCUCUGCUGGCACGGGGCCCUGUCUUGCUGGCUUUUACUCGUGACGGAAGUUUGUCGUUUUUCAGCGUCUCUUUGGAGAUGAAAGGUUAUUUGACACUCCGGUGCUCACUGAAGCUGGCUCCACGGCUACACAGCAUUCGUGCUUCUUUCUGUCCUUUACUUUCCCUUGAAAAGGGAGAAUACAUAGUUGCUGGAAGUGAAGAUGCAAAUGUUUACUUCUAUGAUUUAACUCGGCCAAGGAAUACAUGUGUUAACAAACUUCAGGGUCAUGGCUAUCCAGUAAUAGGUAUUGCUUGGAAUCAUGGAGAGAAUUUGUUAGCUUCCUCUGAUUUUGGCGGCACCGUCAUUGUAUGGAAGAGAGCAAAAACAGCUUAACAUCAAUGCAGAUCUGAGCUAAAAGCAGUUUGCAUGCAGUUGAUCUGUUCGAUUCUGGCGUGGAAUCUGUGAGGAUUGUAAUUUUCUAUACAGGCAUAUCAGUUUAGCUAUCUGAAAGUUUUUUAGGAGACUUGAAAAGUGUGACAUCAGGGAGCUUUUGCAUACUGAUUGCACAAUUGUAUCUCAUUUUUUCACUGACUUUGUACAAUGUAUUUGAUGUCAGUGAAUUACAUAAUUUCUUCAGUAAAAAACGCCCUAUCUAUCAAGACAUGUUAGAUGCCUUUCCAAUUCAAA
Molecule: messenger RNA, 1968 nt
Organism: Solanum tuberosum (potato)
Lineage: Eukaryota; Viridiplantae; Streptophyta; Magnoliopsida; Solanales; Solanaceae
Product: WD repeat-containing protein 13
Exons: 12
Coding region: 193-1674 (493 amino acids)
Cellular component (GO): nucleus
Molecular function (GO): protein binding; promoter-specific chromatin binding
Source: RefSeq, a predicted model, not a curated record